Ipomoea nil (Japanese morning glory) is the source of this 750-nucleotide messenger RNA. RefSeq lists its product as uncharacterized. The coding region runs from base 1 to 750 and encodes 249 amino acids. Lineage: Eukaryota; Viridiplantae; Streptophyta; Magnoliopsida; Solanales; Convolvulaceae. The record is from RefSeq and is a predicted model, not a curated record. The transcript has a single exon.
AUGGCGACGGAAACACAGCAGCACGACGACAGAAGGAUGGAUGACUUGACCGAACGAUGGGGAGAUAUGGUGUUGGAGGAUGAAGAAGGUGACGUGGAGGCCGACGUACCGGAGCAUGUUCCGACCAGGAUGGAGACGCCUAUGUACUGUGUUGUUGGGCGUUUCUUGACGCAGAAGCUAAUCAAGGUGGAAUAUAUGCGUCAGGUAAUGGCUUCUGCAUGGAAGCCUGUAUUCGGGAUGCGUGUGACGGAGUUGCAUAAUAGAUUGUUUCUUUUUGCUUUCUAUCAUGAAACGGAUAUGGUGCAGGUGUUGGAGAAGGGUCCGUGGUCCUUUGAGAACCAUACACUGGUAUGUAGGCGAGUAUGUGAUGGAUUCCUUCCGAGGGAGGUCAAACUUGAUACUGUUGAUAUGUGGAUACAAGUCUAUGACCUACCUAUGGGUUAUACUUCUAAUGCGGUUCUUGAGCAGGUUGGGAAUUUUGUAGGGUCGUUUAUCCGGUGUGAUGAUCGACGGGUGGGUGGCCCAUGGAAGACGUUCUACAGAGUGCGUGUUUCGGUACCAGUGGACAAACCGUUAAAACGCCGAAUGAAACUGUUACGCCGGGACAAGUCCUGGGGUUGGGUGAAUCUGAAGUACGAACGGUUACAUAACUUCUGUUUUUGUUGUGGUUUGCUAGGACAUCUUGACAGCUUCUGUGCAAAGGCACGGGUUUCCAAUAUCAAACCGGAGUUUUACCCAUACGGGGCAUAG